This is a messenger RNA of Rotaria sp. Silwood1, 2280 nucleotides long. The record is from the annotation of a GenBank genome assembly. Lineage: Eukaryota; Metazoa; Rotifera; Eurotatoria; Philodinida; Philodinidae.
AUGGUUGCAGAGAGCGCAAAUGGAGCAAUUGUUCGAACGGUAAAUACUCUAAGUAAACCGAUUUCAUCAUCAAAUUUACAUUCAUCAGCACUUACGGGUGAGAUUAGACUGUAUUCCGGUAACACUUCGCCUUUACCUCAAUAUUGGGUCUUCUGUCAUGGACAAGAGCUUCCUCGUUUGGAGUAUGCACGGCUAUUUUCUGUAAUCGGUGUGUCAUAUGGCAAUGGAGAUGGACAAACAACAUUCAAUGUGCCCGACUUUCGCGGACGAUUUCCGUUAGGUGUUGAUGAAUCGCAAAUACGUAUUAUCAACGCGAAAAAACCUGGCCUAAUGGGAGGCUAUGAAACACAUCAACUAUCAAUUGAACAGCUUCCUUCACAUCAACACAACAAAGGCUCAUUGACUAUUCUAGCUAGUGGAAGCCACACACAUCCAUAUACCGAUCCGGGACAUGAUCAUGGAGGGAAAACGGGUGAUGGUCCGUUCGAGAAUAACAGUGUUUACGGCUUGAAGAGUGGUGGCAUAUCAGAAGAUCACGGUAGACAUUCACACACAAUUGCGAGAGACACAACUCAUAUAGUAAUACAUGAAGCGGGUACUCAUUCACAUGGAGUUGAGGGUGAAACUGGAACAGCUGGUGCUGGGCAAAGAGGUCGACCUGCUAAUGAACGUUAUCCUUUCCAAAAGCAACAUCCACAAGCAAAAACACAUGUUUUGAUGAAGUACAGUGAAUAUCGUGUACCGAUUCUUUAUGGUCCACAAAUUCCUCGACGAGAUCGUGAUGAUACUCGAGAACGAUAUAGUCAAGCUCUUCUCACACUUUUCGUACCUUGGCGCGCCGUUACUGAUCUUUGUGACGUCAAUCAAACAUGGGAAGAUGCUUUUAAAUCUCGGCAAAAUCAUAUUUCCAUUCAUUCAUGGAAUAUUAUAGAAAAUAUUCAACUUUUACAUGAAUGUAAAAAAGGUCGCGAUGAACAUUUGCUUCAAGUUAUUACUGAAGCUCAAACUGAUAACGAUGCAAUUGAUCCUAUUCUUUUACCUAGAAAUCAAGAUAUUGAUGGUGAAUAUGACAUGAACGAUAGUGAAGACUUAUUAGAAUUACUAGACAAUAUAGAUGAAUACACAACUGUAGCAAUUAAUACCACCAAAAAAUCAGCAGAAGAUAAAUAUAUUGAAGAAACUAUUGAAGCAGUCGAAAAUGUUGGACGAUUUAGUCAUAUAAAUAUUCAUCGUCAAUUUUCUUUAAAUGAAUAUAUCGAUUCUGCGAAUCAACAACUUGUACCGUUUGUUUCCGCAACACCAAAUCUUGUUCGACUAAACACAAAAUGGCAAGAACAACUGAAAACUGAGAGACAACGAGCUAGACGAACUUUAAUUACAGGCAACUAUGACAAAACAGAUGACACAUUAGAUUUACAUGCUGCAAAAGAUGCCGUUAUAACAGUGAUGAAUCCAAAUAAUUAUAAUAAUAAUAAUUUUGAAAAUUAUGACUCAAUUCUUCCAGUGGUCUCAGUCGCAACCAACUUUCCCACUCAACAAAUUAUCGCCGAUGAAUUUACAUUAAAUAGAGAACAACGAGCUGCUUUUAUGAUAAUAACAAGUCAUCUUGAUGGUGACAGCCGAUGUCGUACAGGUGACAAUAAUGGGCAGCUCAUCAUGUGUAUACCUGGAUGUGGUGGUACAGGCAAAUCACAACUUAUUCGUGCUCUUAGUAAAUACUUUCUUAUUAUGAAAAGGAUGCAAAUGAUGCGAAAACUUGCACCCACUGGUAUUGCUGCUGCCGAGAUAGGUGGUAUGACAAUACAUUCAUUUUUGGGUGAACAACGUAAUUCCGGAAAGCUACGAACAGUCAAACCAGGUGAUUCAAAACUCGAAAAAGAAUGGAGACUCGUCGAAUAUCUAUUGAUCGAUGAGAUGAGUAUGGUUGGUUUAAAUUUAUUAGCAAAACUUAAUCGGAUCAUUUGCUCUGCGAAACAUGUCGAUCCUCAAAUUCCAUUCGGUGGCGCUCCGAUUCUUGUGCUCCGAAAUGAAGUACGGACGCAAUUGAACAACAAGGCAGCAGAGACGGGACAAGCACCAAUGGUAUGUGUCUCUCAAGACACUUGCAAAGGCAAACCAAUUGAAGAUCCAAGACUGAUUAAGAAGCUGUUAGAAUUAUCUGAUAGCAAAACAGAGCAUUUACCUGCUUUGUUAUCUUUGGUUCCUGGAAUGCCUGUUAUUUUAACACAAAAUAUUGCUAUUGAACUGGGUCUUAUUAAUGGAAUGAAUGGAAUCUUUUGA